Messenger RNA from Cynoglossus semilaevis (tongue sole), 3190 nucleotides. RefSeq lists its product as uncharacterized. Lineage: Eukaryota; Metazoa; Chordata; Actinopteri; Pleuronectiformes; Cynoglossidae. Bases 32 to 2092 code for a protein of 686 amino acids. The record is from RefSeq and is a predicted model, not a curated record. Gene Ontology annotation, molecular function: oxidoreductase activity, acting on paired donors, with incorporation or reduction of molecular oxygen, reduced ascorbate as one donor, and incorporation of one atom of oxygen. The transcript is spliced from 12 exons.
AUUCAAGGCCCAUUCACAUAAGCAGAAGAAAAUGGACGUGCUGCGUUUACGGUGCUUCUGGUACGUUCUGGUUCUGGCCGUCCAUGUGUCUGAAACAACUGACGUUAAUACGGGGUCCAAACAGACACACGACACCGACGUCGUCCCAGACACGACGCCAGAAGACAACUCGGUGUCUCCCCAGACAUCCAAGGAACCCUCAGAUCCAAGUCCACCCUCCUCUGCAGGACCGGAACCCGGAGAUCCCGCCGACUCCUUCAGUGUCCCAACUCUGGAUGGGGAGUUUUCCUGGGAGCCUGGGAAAUUAGAACCAGCGUCUUCGCUCUUCAUCCACGCCUUCACCAACAAGUCGGGGUUUUUGGAGUGUUUGUGGAGCUCAGAGGAGUCCCUGAAGAGUUUGGUGGUGGAUCUACCGGACUCUGCCGAGCUGCUGGUCCUGUCUCUGGAUGAUUCUGCGGUCACCGACGCUCUAUGGAUGCAGGAGCAGGUGCAGCGGAGCGCGGCUACGUAUAGUAAGAUGGAGGUUCUGUCCAGGAUCCACUUCUGUCCAAUACCAGUCUUUGCUCUGGGUAACUGGAUCCCAAAGGUUCUUUACUACUGGAGCUCUUCUGGACAGACUGGUCUUUCUCAAGUUGUUUUCAAGAGUGAAGGGUGGAAGAUUCCCAUCAUUGUUAAGCGACUGGACGCCAGGUAUGAUUGGCUCAGUCGUCGCUGGGAGAAGAAGUCCUAUCUUUUGUCGGAUGCAGGGAAUGGAUGUGAUCCUUCGUCGUCUGUGGCUGGUGCUGUGGCCUGGGUAUCUGAGGGCGGAUGCUCCUUCUUCACCAAGGUCCAGAAUAUGGCCUUGUCCAACGCCUCUGGUGUCCUGGUCCACACUCUCCCUGGUGAGCCCCUCCAGGACAUGAACUGCGUCAAAGAUGAAUGUGAUCAGACUCUGAACAUUUCGGCAGCCAUGGUGCACCUGGAGCCAUCGGUGGUUCAAGCUCUAAGGUCUGGACAGAAGGUGAACGUGUCCUUCCAGAGGACUCCUUCACCAAACCUCUUCUUUAGCAUUGACCAACAGGGGGCGCUGGCAGAGAUAGGUUUGUUCCUUUACCCCUCCUUCAGCUUCAUCAGUUGGCAGGCGCAGUGGUUUGAUUUUUCUACAGAUCUUCAGAUCAAACUUCGAAGUCCAGCCGAGGUGAUUCCUGUCUUUGACAAGGUCCUGAUGAAGGGAAAAAAAGGAGCUGUAGCUACUGUUCAGCUGCCUUUAGUCUGUCUCUCUUCAGAUGCGUUGAUUGACACGUGGGAGUUGGACGUGUCUUUGUCGUGCCCUGGCAGAAGAGACUCUACCUGUGCCCACUGGGAUCAUACUGUUCAGCUGUUUGUCUGCUGUGAUUCUCACAGUCCCUACUGUAACAUAGAACUGGGCCGAUGGAUCACUGCCUUCCGCAGAGGUAUUGGACACUGGCUUACGGACGUGUCCCCCCUGCUCCCCCUGCUGGAUGGUGACACCUGCACCUUUACUAUGAAGUCAGCGUGGUGGGAGAUGCCCUGGUUAGCAUCACUUAACCUGAGAUUCAGCAUCAGCGCAGAGAGAGCAGGUAACUCUGUGGAGAAGCUCCGCCCCUUCCAUGUGACAUCACUGUACAAUGGCGGCACCUUUGACAGAAACUACAACAAGAGAUUCCAGCCAAUCAAAUUUGACAUCCUGGCCUCAGCCAAAAAGGUGGAACUAUUUGCUGUCAUCACAGCACACGGCUACGACAACAACAAGUGCGGUGAAUUCUGCGUCACCUCUCAUCACUUCGUCGUCAACGAAAGGUUGAACAACACACUUCUUUUUGGUUCUGCAGGAUCUCCUCUUGGCUGUACAAACCUAGUCAAAGACGGGGCCGUGCCAAACGAAUACGGUACCUGGCUGUACGGACGAGGCGGCUGGUGUGAUGGUCUGCAGGUUGAUCCCUGGAGGAUAGACAUCACCGCACAGUUGGACAUGAGCGGCUCCACAUCCAACACUAUCGUCUACUACGGUUUGUUCGAUGGUAGGGAUCCUAAUCCAUCUCAGGAUCCAGGAUACAUCAUCAUGUCCUCUUUUCUGGUUUAUUACAAAUGACAGCGCACACCAUCAAGCUCUGGUCUGGAUGUAAAUCAAUGCAAAUCUUUCGUCUCAUCUAAUCUUAAUUCACUGUACAGGCUGAGAAUCAGCACCAGGCUCUGAACCACCUGCCGCAUGAAAACCAAUUUGCAUUUUUUGUCUUCCACGCGUUUGCCCUGGAGUCAAGACGAGAACGUGUGGCAGCUGAACAGACUCUCGGUGUGUAUCAUUGAGCCCAAGUCUGAGGAUGUUGUGUUCUUUGAGUGGCCUCUCAGCAUUAAUCAUAUGGAACUGAGAGAAACUCGAAACUCUCAGGUGUUUCUCAGUGAGUCACAGAGCACAGCUGCUGAAUUUAACAACACAAGAGUCACCACUGGUUGUUCUAGGAGAACACAGGGAAACUGCACAGGUUAAAGAACAUCAAAAAGAAGCAAUUCAUAAUAUAUUGGUAAAUUCUGAAAAUGGCAGACAGAUCUGCGGUAAAGUACUGCACAGAAACAGUUUAUUUACUACACAGUUGUAAACUAUCUGAUUCUCUUCUUUAUAAUACCACAGACGCUUCAACAGGGAACAAAUCUGGAUUGCAGGCAGGCCAGGCAACGGCAGACACUUUUUAAAUCUGUGUUUUUAAAGGGUUUUUUUUGUCAAGUCUACCAACAGUGUUCUGAAAUGAUGCCUUAUCAUUUGUUUUUUGAAGAUUUUAUUGUAGUUUUCUUGCACCACAGUUUUAUUUUAAAAAGGUACGUAUAAAAAAAACGUUAGCUCAUUUAAGUAGAAAAAAAACCCAACACAAUUUUAAGAAAAAACAUUCGACAAAUUUGUUAGUGCCUAAAAUGUCUAUACAGUUGCUGGACACUGUAUGUAACAUAGAAAUCACAAUGCUGUGUUUGUGGGCUUUAGAUACAGUGUGAAGGGGGUAGCACCAUCUAGUGGUAAACCUGCUUGUGCAGUAUUAAACAUGGCUGCCUCCAUGGGACAUCUCUAAUGUGUAGUAAAAAGUACUUGUUCUGUGCUAAUGAGAAUAUUGAUUAGUACUUUGAAAAAAAACCAUCAGUGAAAUUGUUUUAUGUUCAAAUUUUAGAACAAAAAAAAUAAAAUGUUAAGUUUUACAUAGUG